AGUAAGAUUCAACGUGCUUUCAUGUUCCGGAGAGCGAAUUACAAUAUUUGAGUACAACGCUCACUGAAGAUGUCAAGAAGUUCACCAGAGACGCCGAGGGACUAUCAACCUCAACAGGCCUAUCCAAAGCGGAUAAAACGGAAGGUAAGCAAGCACCUCUUUGCUUUAAUCUGAAAUAUUUAUUGUAUGCGAUAUUUUUUUAUCGUGCAUCGACAUUCAAUGUAUCAGUUUGUGAAACAAAGGAUCGAUUAUUUUAAUGCGUGCAAAUAUUUCAAUUUUCAUCACUUGAAUUUUCAGGGAAUGCUCACUCAUUUACUGCCUAUGAACUGUUUAGCUUUGAUUCUUUUAGUUUUUUCAAUCUAUUUUCGUGGCUGUAGGUUCACUGGAGAAACAUGUUCAUGUACGGCAUAGAUCUCUUGCUGUUUCUGGGAUUUGAGACAUACAUUGCAUUGUAUUCUAAGACCAAAUAGUUAGUUGCUAAUUGAGCUUAUGUAAGCUUUACUUUGUUGCUGCUGUUUUGUGUGAUUAUCAUCUACCAAAGUCAAAUUGCCGGCUAUUAAAUGUACACUUUGAGCUAUGUAUUAGGCCCUGAAUUCCAAAAUUUGAAAAAAGUAUUUAAUUUUUGUCUUGUCAGAGUUGUUGAACAAAGGCAUCUUUAUGGGACCUCUAUGUGAGAAAAAUAGUUUGGAUGUGGCAAAGGAAAAGCAAAAAGCCCUUGUUACUCCACUCCAGCUCCAGAACGUUUUCCUCCACGCUGUAGCACCAACCAAGGAACAUUUUCAGCAAGGAAAGUAUGUGUCUGGAAAGUGCAUCAUAUUUUCUGUUGAGCAGCUAUCUAAACACUUGACAGAAGUUUUGGAACUUAACCAGUGAGGAAACUGAGCCUGAAAAUGAAGGUGGACUCACCUUCUGGAGUUAAGAUGAACAUGCCAAAAGCUUGUCGGAAGGAAAAGCUAAGCUGGUGAAGAAGCUGAGAGAUGCACGUUAAAAAGUUAUGAUAGCCAUGAGCAAAGCAUUGUGUCCCCAGUUUCAAGAAAAUCCAAUUCUUCUUGUGGAAAAAUGAGUCAUGUACAAUUGCACUAAACAUGACUGUGAGCAAGCUGAAUGGUUCAAUGCAUCUGUCUUACGCCUUGCUGAGGUAUUCCCCCCGGGGGGGGGGGGUAUUUUUUGGGUGGUUAUGUGCUGCCCGGGACCCCAAAUUGGCACCCUGUUCUAAAAAAAAAUUUCCCUAACAUUGAUACCCCCUUCUAGAAAUGGGCCAAUUUUUUAUACCCAGUUCUAGAAUUCGCCCUAAAACUGAAACCCCGUUCUAGAAAUGGGCCAAUUUUUUAUACUCCGUUCUAGAAAGUUUGAAAAUGGAAAUAGCCCUGUUUUUUUAAAAAGAUAUUUCUUUAUUUGUUUGACUUAUACUUCAAAUAAAUGCCUCUUCAUAAUCAGCAACAAUUUUAAGCAGAAGAUAAAGCCGUGAUCCACAAUUUUUUACACCCUGUUCUAGAAAACGCCUCUGAAAUGGAUACCCCGUUCUAAAUCAGGAGCUUCAAAAUCACGACCCCGUUGGG
This is a messenger RNA of Porites lobata, 1559 nucleotides long. Lineage: Eukaryota; Metazoa; Cnidaria; Anthozoa; Scleractinia; Poritidae. The record is from the annotation of a GenBank genome assembly.